AUGCUACAGAAGCUCCAUGCAGAGGAGAAAGUGAUAGUUGGUGGUGAUAUGAGGGCUGACUCCCCAGGCCACUCUGCAAAGUUCGGAAGCUACACUAUGAUGGACCUGAAGAACAACAAAGUCGUUGACCUCCAGUUGGUUCAGAGCAAUGAGGUUGGUGGAAGCUACCACAUGGAGUUAGAGGGCCUGAAAAGGAGUCUGGAGUUGUUAAAGGAACGUGGUGUGACUCUGGACUGUAUUGUCACGGACAGACAUCUGCAAAUUCAGAAGUUCCUAAGGGAAAGCAGCAUCACCCAAUUCUUUGAUGUGUGGCACAUAGAAAAAGGGUGGGUGAAGAGUAUAAGAAACCACAUAUACUGGACUGCAGCAACCUCCACCACCGGGCCUGAGAGAGUGGCCAAAUGGACUUCCAUCCUGAACCACGUGCAGGAUAUCCACUCUCAUGAUAACCCCCUGUUCCCCAAGUGCCUUCAUCCACUGCGCAUUGCGCAAUACCAAUGGAUGGCUGCAGGAACGCCGGCCUUUCACAAGCUGGAGACAAUUCUCUCAACCAAGAGGAUUUUGAAAGCUGUGGCCAAACUCAGCCCACACCACCAGACUUCAUCUUUAGAGUCAUUCCAUGCCGUCAUCCUGCGCUUUGCUCCAAAGAAUGUUGUGUUUCCAUUUCUUGGAAUGUUGUGCAGACUGUACCUGGCAGCCCUGCACUACAAUGAAAACGCUGAGCGUGCACAAGCCACUACAUCCACUGGAAAGCCUCUAUAUAAACUGCAGUUCCCAAAGGCCAGGAAGGGAGAAUGCAGAGCAAAACCAGUAAAGACUGACCCCACAUUCCGCUACGUGGCCAACUUGAUGGACCUCAUCUUCGACCAAGUCUUUGUGGACCCUGCACCAUUCACACAGGAGCUUCUGAAGAUACCCAUCCCAGAGGACCUGUGUUCCCAAUAUGAGCGACCUGACAGGGAGGAGGUCAUCUCCGGGUAUGCUACUCGGUUCAAUUUGGCUGCUGUCUGAACCCAACAUAGAUAUUUCGCGGAUCAGGAAACUCUCUGCGAAUCCUGAGGACAACGCAGGCCGGAAUCACCACUCUGAUCCUGCGUCCAAGGAAGCCCCAGCACCAGCUCACAAAGCUUCUGUAGGCUAGAUACCUGUGACGCCUGAAAUCAUUAAAAAAUAUAUUUAGUGUCAUUUAUAUAUAAUACAAGUACAU
Molecule: messenger RNA, 1207 nt
Organism: Gymnodraco acuticeps
Lineage: Eukaryota; Metazoa; Chordata; Actinopteri; Perciformes; Bathydraconidae
Exons: 7
Coding region: 1-1011 (336 amino acids)
Source: RefSeq, a predicted model, not a curated record